AUGAAUGAUUUGCAUUCAUCUUCCUAUACGAUCUUUCUUCCGUCUAAGCGAAUGAGUCCAACUGAGCAUGUGUUUGACUUGGGAGAACGUUUUGCUCUGAUUGAAAUCACGGAAUUGCACAAUGUGAUGGCUGUAGAGUUGCUGGAUAGAGUGAGGAAGAUUGCGACGAAACGGGGAGUUGUAUAGGUCAACGGAUGGACUUAUUUUCUGCAUCGGUGGUGUAAAAAAGGAGGAAAAGUCGACCUGUCUUCGGUUGUCUAUCGGACGUGGUAUUUAUUUGCGAGAAAACGACGUCUCUGCGAAAAUUUAUGGGAAUUGCGACCGAGUCUCAGGUUUUACUGUCCUUCGCUGGGCAGUCUGCUUUUUUUUUUUUCCUUGCCUGGGACGCUUGGAAUCUCCCGGCUUUUCUGCUCCACCCUUCGUUAUGCAGAACUUACUGUUUAAAUGUUAUUCGGGUACAAAUUAGUUCUUGAGUUGGAUUUGUUUCUCUCCGCUGAAUCCGUUUGAACUCUUUUUCAAUUGAAAUAUUUCCAAGGCGGUGUCCUGUGCUUUACUUCAAAAAGUUCAAAGCGUUUCGUUUGAAAUUGCAAAGAGCUCAACUUGACUUGAUUGUUGUCCAUUUGGUUUGAGUAUGCUUGGCCGGAUAUUGAAGUUUUGUAAGCUGUUAUUUUGAGCUAUUGAGUGGGUUGAAGUCGGAGAUUUGUCAGAUUUGUCAGAGUUCUGUUGUAAUGAAAUGGACGAUAAGUGAUUUGAGUUGGGCUGUUUGGGUUACUGGAUCAGUGUGAAGCACUGAUGGAGAGAGAAAUUCAGAAGAUUUUUGGCUGAUCGCGUGUGGUGGGAGAGCUCAAUCGGAAAAGCAAGGUGGGUGAGAAAGAGAAGCCGGGGUUCCCGAUGCCAAAGGGGGGUUCAAAGGUGUGUUCUGUAUUCGCCGGAGUCAGGUAGACAAAAGGAAGCCUUUGUUUUUUGUUUCUCUCAAUGCAUUUAACCGUUUUUUCCGGAGUGAGAACCACGGCUCGGACACACUUCGCAGAUUGUGAUAAAGGGCUCAGGGUUCCCGGGGGCCCAGCUUGUUGCUUCCGGUUCUCCAAAACCCUUCCCCUAUCCAUUUCCGGAGCUGUGUAGAGUGCAAGCAGGUGUUUUUGUUUCAUGAUUCUGUGGGAAGGCCAAGUUCCGCCAGCGCUUUUCCCGCUGCCGGGGAUCUUCGAGGUGGGUCGAGCUGCGAGUCCGCGCCCGAAACCUGAGCACCCGCGCAAGUUUUGAGAUGUGAAUCUUUUUUUUUAUGGGAAUGUCUGGGUUACCAGCAUGCUGCACCCUCUGUGUUCAAAGCGCUUGACUGUCCUUCCAGGUAGUUCAACUUAGACGAGAAUGUCAUUUUGCUUCCUGAACUGAAUCGAUGAACUGUUUGACGGGAGAGUUCGGUGAAACGGGGUGCAGUGGUGUGCCGCGCAGGAUUUGAACCGUGCCCUCCGUAUUGCGUACAGCGUAAACUUUCAAAUGUUUUCGAUUUGUUUAUAAUUUUAGAACUUUUUUGAAAGGCUUUGUUGAGCAUUUGAGAAGUUUCGUUGUGUGCGGUAAGAGGAAGAUUGUCCGGCAGCGAGGGUGAGCGAAAUGGUGGAACAAGCUUUCCGUGCAAGCGCGGCUUUCCAGUGGAAGAGAUUUUUUCAUUUGCCUUGGCCCCCAGGUGUGUAUGGCGGUUGUUUUUUUCGUGUUCGUUAAAAGGUUUUUGCAAUUUUUUGAGCAAGAUAUUUUCCAUGGCCGGUUUCACUGCGACGCGCUCGCAUUCCUGCGUCCUGGGUCGACGCCCACCGUAUGCUAUCCGUGUACAAACCAGGAUCCCCGAAUCGCUCGCCGUGGUCUACUACUACUACUCCUGCUCCUCCCGCUUUGUUUUUUUGGGAUGCUGAUGAUGAAAACAGCCUUGUUGGAAAAUCUGGGUUCUUCUAUUCGUCCGCUUGCACCCCCGGGAGACUUGAUGGCGUUGUUGCUACAUGGUGCUGACCCAAAUCAGAGGGCGAGCGAAUCUGACUUGGAAACGAGUCGGUUUUCUUAUUCUGUUUCUCGACGAAUUCGUGCCGUAACUGGGAAAGCUCUGGUCAGCCUCAUGCUGCAAUGAUUCCAUGACCAACGUGUCUAGGGUGGAUUAUGAGAUGAGUCUCUCACGCCUGCUG
Notodromas monacha is the source of this 2168-nucleotide messenger RNA. NCBI's taxonomy places the organism in Eukaryota, Metazoa, Arthropoda, Ostracoda, Podocopida, Cyprididae. The record is from the annotation of a GenBank genome assembly.